Molecule: messenger RNA, 1900 nt
Organism: Aegilops tauschii subsp. strangulata
Lineage: Eukaryota; Viridiplantae; Streptophyta; Magnoliopsida; Poales; Poaceae
Product: B3 domain-containing protein Os03g0619600
Molecular function (GO): DNA binding
Source: RefSeq, a predicted model, not a curated record
AUCCCCCAUAUUCUCCUCCGCCUCCGUUUCUCCACGCCCUUCUCAGUUCUCAAGGCUUUCUUCUUCCUUCCAGCUCCAGCGCACGGUGACGGUGAUCUCAGGAUCUGGACUGGACUGCUCCGCCAAGCCUGGACUGCAGUUCUUUGGCUCAGGAAGAUCUGGAGGACACUUCUGAGAUUCCCUACUGGAAGAGGACAAAGAAGCCGGGAGAUGAAAAAUUCGUGCCAGGGCUGCAAGAGAUACUGGAACCAUCUACAUGGGAAGGUCACUCGUUUCGUCAGGCGGAUGAGCAAAAGUUCAAGACAUUGCAUGGUCAUGCCAGAGAGGUUUGCAAACCAUUUUUCAGGGAAAAUGUCACGGAGCGUCAAACUAGAAGGCCCUAAUUGUAUUCUGUAUGAUGUUGGAGUUACUGAGCACAGGAAUAGAAAAGUCCUCCAAUCUGGAUGGGAGGUGUUUGUUGAUGCCAAUGACAUAGUAGAGAAAGACUCGUUGAUGUUCCGAUACCGUGGAAGUUCUCGCUUCAAGGUUGCGGUCUUUGAUUCUAGUGGUUGUGAGAAAACUGUGUCCUGUUUUGGCAUAGGGAGCACUAUGAGUGAUCAAGAACCGAUCACAAAUUCUACAGAAAUGUCAAGCAGUUCCAGUGGUCGUAAUACUCACUCGUCAGUGGAGGAUGGAUGCCAAAGUGAAAGCUCAGGACAUUGCAGAAAACUGGCAUGGACAGACGCAGCAUCGUCUCCAUCUGAGGAUUUGCCAGGAGAAGACAGUCCUUAUGAGCAUGAGUCUUCUGGAUCGGAUGAUGACACACUCCCAAAGAUGAUCUCAACAGUGCGUGUUAAGGAGGAACAAUAUUCUGAUGCAAGUGGAAGAUCAGACGGAUGCCAAAAUGGGAGCUCCAGUCAUAGUGGGAGUACUAGAAAGACAGCUGUUAUAUCCACUCCAUCUGCGGAGUCAGGACCUCCAAAGGAUAAGUAUGUGUUGUCAAGUAGGAGUAAUUUGGCUGAUGCACAAAAAGAGAAAAUAGAUAAGCUUCUCCAGGACAUUCAAUCCAGAACCCUUGCAUUCGUGGCUAUCAUGAGGAAGUCCAAUGUCCAACCACCGUAUCCUUCUUUGACCAUCACGAAGGAAUACGCAGUUGCACACUUUCCCCAUGAAAGUGCAUCUGUCAUACUUCAGAGGCCGGGCGAGAACAAAAGGUGGUACCCCAGGUUCUACGAGGGGAAUGAUGGUAUUCACAAGAUUAGGGGGGAGUGGUUAGACUUUGUUUGUGACAAUAGUGUGGAGGAGGGAGAUAUCUGCAUCUUUGUACCAGCAAAGGGUGGGGGAAGGUUCACAUUUACCGUUCAUCUACUUCGCGCAGAAAGCAAGGCGCACGCAGGUCAUUUUGUGCCGCCCUACAUGCUGUCACAAAUGAGCUUUCUAUCUCCAGUGCAACAGAGCAUAGUUGAAGAUAAAGCGGAAGCCAUCCAACUCGAAGCCCAUCUGUAUGUGGCAAUCAUGAACAAAACCAAUGUUGGUGUGAAAGGGCAUUACAUCCUGGAGUUUGGUGCAAAAUAUGCUGCUGUGUAUCUUCCAAAGGAAGAGCGAACUAUUUUGCUCCAGCGUAAGGGGAAGGAAUGGCAAACUCAGAUGCAUAUUCGGAAUGGUAGGAGACUUGUCCUUGAAGGAGGUUGGCGCAAAUUUGUCAGUGACAACCGUCUGCGAGUUGGUGAUAUCUGUCUGUUUGAGCUGAAGCGGAACCGGAGGAAGCUUACCAUGAUUGUCCAUAUCAUCUCCCGUGAUCAGUGUUAGUUCGUAGUGCAUUGUAGUAUAUAAGGGGAUAAUGACCCCUGCUGUUUCUGCUGGAACUAUGUUUUGUACUCCACUAAAACCAAACCAUGGUAUGGUUGAUCUCCGAGGACUA